AUGGAAGGCCGUACAAAGAGAGUCCUGGCUAGCAACCGAAGCAAGAUUGGGGCUCAUCCGACCAGACGCGCAGACGCAGCGGCGGGAAGUGUCUCGCGAGACAAUGCUGACUGCCACCCGAAACGAGCGAAUCGACAAUCACAGCCCGACAGACAAUCCGCAGCUAACGGAAAAGAUGCCCACCGAAUGCCACAACGNGGAAGAAGAGACAACUUCUCGGAUGUACCAAAGUACGCCGACCCCACAGUGGAGGAUCGCCUUCUUCAAGCCUCUCGAGUGAACAAAGAUCGAAUGAUUCGUAAAUUCAAGAAUUUUUCCCCCAAUGGUACUGCAUCAUAUGAACGAGCAUUACAAGAAGCUUUUGGUCUUUUGAAUAAGUCUCAGGAACAAUCCCCGAACAAGGAACGAUGCAAUCGGAUCUUAAUGUUCAUCACAGAUAGCGUACCCGGUUCGUACAAGGAAUUAUUGGAACAAUACAACCCGGAGAAACACUUGGAUGUGAUUGCCCGUUCCAAUGUGUUACUUAACGAUGCAUUCCCCGUUUGGACUGGUGUAGCCGUGAAACAAUUCAACCUCAAGAAUCUGAAGAAAGAGAAUUUCACCAACCCUUAUAUUGCGACCAUGCCAAGACGGCUUCAGAUGCCCACAGAGCAAAACAUAAUACUCAUUCAGGAUAGUAAUAUGUACAUCGAAACAAUGAUUGCAUCAAAAGAAGAAGAACCGUUGAUGUACACUUCUGUUGCUAAGGCCGUUUAUGAUCGGACACGUAAAUCGAAACGUCUAAAGCAGGGUAAUUUGCUCGGAGUCGCUGGGAUCGAUGUGCCCUUACGAUCGUUCCGUGAUGUGCUCCGCAGUUGGAAGAUCGGAGCAAAUAAUUAUAUUUUCGCCGUGGAUAACAACGGGUUUAUUUUGUUUCACCCCUCCUAUCGUCCAGUGUACAAAUCCAUUUUGAAAAGUUACUAUCAGAAUGUCGAUUUGAACGAAGUGGAAAUACCGGAAGAUGUGAAAAUUGAGCCGGUAAGCAGGAAGCGUGUUGAUGCUCGCAUCAAUUUGAGCAUCGCAGACCUGAAUUUCCCUGGUCUGCCUUUUUCCUCUCCCACAUGA
This is a messenger RNA of Echinostoma caproni, 1104 nucleotides long. Lineage: Eukaryota; Metazoa; Platyhelminthes; Trematoda; Plagiorchiida; Echinostomatidae. The record is from the annotation of a GenBank genome assembly.